Manis javanica (Malayan pangolin) is the source of this 3915-nucleotide messenger RNA. RefSeq names its product epithelial splicing regulatory protein 1 (gene ESRP1). Lineage: Eukaryota; Metazoa; Chordata; Mammalia; Pholidota; Manidae. Gene Ontology annotation, molecular function: RNA binding. The record is from RefSeq and is a predicted model, not a curated record.
AUAGACGCACGGGCAAUUGAAUUCAAAAAGGGCAGGCCUCCUGCGCCCUCUUUCCCACCCCCUUUCCUGCCCAGGGUGUGGAGCACGGGCCAGGUGUAGGCUUGGGUUGGUUGGUUACCGCCUUUUGCACCAUCGGCGGCGAGGAGGGGGAGGUGGGCGCUCUUUCUUUUUCUCUUAGAAGAGGGUUUAGCACAGGUUUUCUUGUUCUCGCUUACACCCCACCUCGCCGCCUCCUGACCCCCCUUCUCCCCCUCCCCACCUAUCAUCAUGACGGCGUCUCCCGAUUACUUGGUGGUGCUUUUUGGGAUCACUGCUGGGGCCACCGGGGCCAAGCUGGGCUCGGAUGAGAAGGAGCUGAUUCUGCUGUUAUGGAAAGUCGUGGAUCUGGCCAAUGAAAAGGUGGGACAGUUGCACGAAGUACUAGUUAGACCGGAUCAGUUGGAGCUGACGGAGGAUUGUAAAGAAGAAACUAAGAUCGACGCCGACAGCCUGCCCUCGGCGCCGCAGCUUGACCAAGCCCUCCGACAGUUUAACCAGUCAGUGAGCAAUGAACUAAAUAUUGGGGUAGGAACCUCCUUCUGUCUGUGUACUGAUGGGCAGCUUCAUGUCAGGCAAAUCCUGCAUCCUGAGGCUUCCAAGAAGAAUGUGUUAUUGCCUGAAUGCUUCUAUUCCUUUUUUGAUCUUCGAAAAGAAUUUAAGAAGUGUUGCCCUGGUUCACCUGAUAUUGAUAAACUGGAUGUUGCGGCAAUGACAGAGUGUUUAAAUCUUGAGAAGACUAGUUCAGUCUCUCGGUAUGGAGCCUCUCAUGUUGAAGAUAUGGGGAAUAUAAUUUUAGCAAUGAUUUCAGAACCUUACAGUCACAGGUUUUCAGAUCCAGAGAGAGUAAAUUACAAAUUUGAAAGUGGCACUUGCAGCAAGAUGGAACUUAUUGAUGACAACACUGUCGUCAGGGCGCGAGGUUUACCAUGGCAGUCUUCAGAUCAAGAUAUUGCAAGAUUCUUCAAAGGACUCAAUAUUGCCAAGGGAGGUGCAGCACUUUGUCUGAAUGCACAGGGGCGAAGGAAUGGAGAAGCUCUAGUUAGGUUUGUAAGUGAGGAACACCGAGACCUAGCACUACAGAGGCACAAACAUCACAUGGGGAGCCGGUACAUUGAGGUUUACAAAGCAACAGGUGAAGAUUUUCUUAAAAUUGCUGGUGGUACAUCCAAUGAGGUAGCCCAGUUUCUGUCCAAGGAAAAUCAAGUCAUUGUCCGCAUGCGGGGCCUCCCUUUCACAGCCACAGCUGAUGAAGUAGUGGCCUUCUUUGGACAGCAUUGCCCCAUCACAGGGGGAAAGGAAGGCAUCCUCUUUGUAACCUACCCAGACGGUAGGCCAACAGGGGAUGCUUUUGUCCUGUUUGCCUGUGAGGAAUAUGCACAGAACGCAUUGAGGAAGCACAAGGACUUGCUGGGUAAAAGAUAUAUUGAACUCUUCAGGAGCACAGCAGCUGAAGUUCAGCAGGUGCUGAAUCGAUUCUCUUCGGCCCCUCUUAUUCCACUUCCAACCCCUCCCAUUAUUCCGGUACUACCUCAGCAAUUUGUGCCCCCUACAAACAUUAGAGACUGUAUACGCCUUCGAGGUCUUCCAUAUGCUGCCACAAUUGAGGACAUCCUCGACUUUCUGGGGGAGUUUUCCACAGAUAUUCGAACUCACGGGGUUCACAUGGUAUUGAAUCACCAGGGCCGCCCAUCAGGAGAUGCCUUUAUCCAGAUGAAGUCUGCGGACAGAGCAUUUAUGGCUGCACAGAAGUGUCAUAAAAAAACCAUGAAGGACAGAUAUGUUGAAGUCUUUCAGUGUUCAGCUGAGGAGAUGAACUUUGUGUUAAUGGGGGGCACUUUAAAUCGAAAUGGCUUAUCCCCACCGCCAUGUAAGUUACCAUGCCUAUCUCCUCCCUCCUACACAUUUCCAGCUCCUGCGGCAGUUAUUCCUACAGAAGCUGCCAUUUAUCAGCCCUCUGUGCUUUUGAAUCCACGAGCACUGCAGCCCUCCACCGCAUACUACCCAGCAGGCACUCAGCUCUUCAUGAACUACACAGCAUACUAUCCCAGGAAGAAGAAUAGGGAGGAAACCAUGCUAAUUGUCAGCUGGCCAUCUUUUGAAGCCCCCCAGGUUCGCCCAAUAGUCUUGGCUACUUCCCUACAGCUGCUAAUCUUAGCGGUGUCCCUCCACAGCCUGGCACGGUGGUCAGAAUGCAGGGCCUGGCCUACAAUACUGGAGUUAAGGAAAUUCUUAACUUCUUCCAAGGUUACCAGUAUGCAACCGAGGAUGGACUUGUACACACAAAUGACCAGGCCAGGACUCUACCCAAAGAAUGGGUUUGUAUUUAAGGGCCCCAGCAGUUAGACCAUCCUCAGAAAAGAAGUGUUUGAAAGAUGUAUGGUGAUCCUGAAACCAUCAGACUUUAGACAUCUAGCAACUUCAGGUGAAGUUUGUCUACACUCAGGCUGCAGUAUUUUCAGCUAACAUGAUUGGACAGUGGGCCUGUGCCCUAUCUUACGGUGGAGUGAAAAAUUUGAGCCAGUGAAGCCAAAUCCUUAGAGCAAGCAGCAUGCCUGGCUCCUUGCUGAUUGCAAAUAGGCAUUUAAAAUGUGAAUUUGAAAUCCGAUGUCUCCAUUACUUCCGGCUAAAAUGGCAUCAAAGGUAUUUCCUAAGUUUUAAGUCUUGGAAAAAAAAAACUUACUAGUGUCUACCAUCUCCACCAAGAACUCUUAUGGAAGUGUCAUUUUUGUGUGUUCCCACUCUUGACUCUCCAUCUCCCUGUCUUCUGCACAGUCAUGCCCUCUUACUGGGUAAUUCAAGAAUAAGGUCUUGGAAUACUUAAAUCACAAACUUAAGACUUAAAACUAACAUAUUCCCAGUCUGUCAGCCAUCUUAUAGGUGAAAACCAAUGAAAACAAUUUUUAAAAUACUUUGGGAUAAAUUAAAAGAAAUAGUGCACCCACCACAAAGCAUACAUAGUUGAAAAGUUGGAUCUUUUCUCUCAGCAGGUACCAGUUGUAAAUAAGAAUGAACUAGGGGCCAAAUGCAAAACCAAAAAUGAAGCAGCUAUAUGUAGUUAGUAAUUUCUAGUUUGAACUGUACCGAAUACUGAAUAUUGUGGCUUCAUAUGUAUUAUUUUAUAUUGUACUUUUCCAUUAUUGAUGGUUUAGACUUAUUAAUUAAUAGAAUUUUCAUCAUUUUUAACAACACCAAAAUGAGAAUAUUUGAACAGUAUAUUCUAGAAAGCAAUAUACUAACUGAAGUGAAUGCUUGUAUAUAUUAAUAUAGCCUUAAACCUUUUUCUCUAAUGCCUUAACUGUCAAAUAAUAAAAACUUUUAAAAGCAUAGGAUUAUAGUCAGCAUGCUAGAGUGAGAGGUAAACACUGAUAUGGUAAGAGCAGGUACUGAUGCUGUCAGUGUUUAGAACUAUGUGUUUAGUUGUGUUUAUGCUACAGAAGUGCAAUAUUAGACACUAGCUAGUACUGCUGCCUUGAGUAACUCCAAAGAGAAAAACAGGAUUUGAUUAAGUGCACAUGUUUAAGUUACUCAUAUUGUCCUGUGCUUGGAUUGCAAUGCCAUGCAGAUUUAUGUGGCUGCUAUUUUUAUUUACUUAGCAUUACUUUGAUUAACACCUUGAAUGGAGAGCUAAACAUUCCCUCUUCAGCUGACCAGCAAUGGCCCUGUAACUGCAGUAGGAAAAAACAAAAACACAUUUUGCAUGAAAAUUGAUAACUGGCACUUAAGAUCAGAAAAAAAGUUCUUUAUACUUGAUGCCUUAUGAUGCUGUCUGCCCAAAGCUCUGAAAGACUUUAAGAUUGGCAGUAAUACUUACUACAAUACUACUGAGUUUUUGUAGAAUUGUUACAUUUGAUAAUAAAAUUUGCCUGUUUAAUCUCA